Molecule: messenger RNA, 400 nt
Organism: Acaulospora colombiana
Lineage: Eukaryota; Fungi; Glomeromycota; Glomeromycetes; Diversisporales; Acaulosporaceae
Source: the annotation of a GenBank genome assembly
AUGAAAUCAGUUACAGUUCUCUUGGUUGCUUUGUUCGUUGCCUUGGCCGUUGCCGAGCCAUACUACUACUAUAAACGUGAUGCCGAAGCGUCCCCCUACUACUACUAUAAACGUGAUGCCGAAGCAUCUCCCUACUACUACUACAAGCGUGACGCCGAGGCCACCCCCUACUACUACUACAAGCGUGACGCCGAGGCCACCCCCUACUACUACUACAAACGUGACGCCGAAGCCACCCCCUACUACUACUACAAACGUGAUGCCGAGGCCACCCCAUACUACUACUACAAACGUGAUGCCGAAGCCACUCCCUACUACUACUACAAACGUGAUGCCGAGGCUACCCCAUACUACUACUACAAGCGUGAUGCCGAAGCCACCCCAUACUACUACUACAAGC